Messenger RNA from Notodromas monacha, 574 nucleotides. NCBI's taxonomy places the organism in Eukaryota, Metazoa, Arthropoda, Ostracoda, Podocopida, Cyprididae. The record is from the annotation of a GenBank genome assembly.
AGCUGAUAGGAACCACGACGAUGGCGCAGAUCUGGAAGAACUGAACGCGAUGAUGUUCAUGAGGGUGGUACAAAGAUCUUCGAGCAUAUUGAGAGAUAACAUGAUGACGUUUUCCUCUCUGGAUAAAUUUCCUCGCGAUGGUGUGAUCUCGUGGAAUGAGUAUCUGACGGACUUUUUGAUGAAGCUCGGUGUUUCAUUGGAUGGCUCCAAGGAGAAAACUGAUGAAGCCGCGAAAGCAUUGAAUAGAACCAUGAAGGAGGAAAUAAUGGGCUUGAAAGCCGCUUGGUUUGAAUCUGUUCGAGGGGACCCUGACAGACUGAACAUUGACGAGUUCUUGGCAUUCCGUCAUCCCGAGCAAUCUCACUCAUUUUUGUUGAAAAUAGUGGAAGAUGUUGCAAACAUUCUUGAUACCAACGGAGAUGGAGUUCUGAAUUUGGGAGAAUUCACGGAACUCAAACUGGACGAUGUGAGCAUGGAUAACUUUGCGCUCAGGUCCUUGUUCGACAAAGAUUUGAAGACGCUAUUUAAAGUGGUUGACAUCGACGGGAAAGGAACUGUCAAUCGUCAAGAGCUU